This is a messenger RNA of Plasmodium gallinaceum, 1779 nucleotides long. RefSeq names its product conserved Plasmodium protein, unknown function. Gene Ontology annotation, molecular function: 23S rRNA (adenine(1618)-N(6))-methyltransferase activity. The record is from RefSeq and is a predicted model, not a curated record. The transcript has a single exon. The coding region runs from base 1 to 1779 and encodes 592 amino acids. Gene Ontology annotation, biological process: rRNA base methylation. Gene Ontology annotation, cellular component: nucleus. Lineage: Eukaryota; Apicomplexa; Aconoidasida; Haemosporida; Plasmodiidae.
AUGAUAAAAAAAAAGAUUAAAAAAAGAAAAAAACAUAUAAUAUCUUUUAAAGGUAUAACUGAUUGUCAUAAAGAGAAAAAAAAUUUUUUUUUUCAAGAACAAAAUAAUAAUAAUAAUAAUUUAAUGCAUGAAAGAAAUAUACAUAAAAAUAACUUUAUUAAUUUUGAAGAAUUAAGUAAAAAGUAUACUUUUUUAAAUAAUUUUCUAUAUAAAAAUAAAAGAGGAAAAUUAUCAUAUGAUUUUGAAAAAUCAAUUGCAAUUUAUUUUUUGAGUAAAGCUAUAUUAAAAGAAUAUUACGAUAUUAACUUUUACUUACCUUAUGUUCAUGAAAUUGAUUCUAUUUUUGAUAAAUUUUCAUUAGAAGAUAUUUAUGAGCAUAUAUUUGUGAAUCCUAAAGAAAUUAAUAAUCUUAAACAAAUUAUUCUAGAUGCUUAUAAUGAGCAUAAUAAUGUCUUAUCAAAGCUGGAAAACACAAAUAUACAAGGAAAAUUAAAUAAAUUAAAUAUAAAUUUAACAAAUCAAAAAGAAGAUAUACAAAUAGAAAAUCAGAAAAAAAAUUUCUUGUGUCCAUGUAUACCUGGAAGAGUUAAUUAUAUUCAUUUUUUAGCAGAUCUAGCAAGCCUUGAAAAUUUAGACAGAUUUCCAAAAGAAAAUGAGAAUUUUGAAAAUUCAAAAGAAGUAAAAAUAUGUGAAUAUAAUAAUGAAAACAAUUCAAAAAUAUUAUAUGGUAGUAUAGUAAAAGUUUUAGAUAUAGGGGUAGGUGCUAAUUGCAUAUAUCCUCUUUUAGGCAAUCAUAUUUAUAAAUGGUCAUUUAUUGGGGUAGAUAUAAAUUUGGAGUGCUUAAAAAUUUCUUAUAUUAAUAUUUUAAUAAAUAAUAAAGAAAAAGAUAUAAUAUUGAAAUAUCAAAAAGAUAAGAAUAAAAUAUUUUUAAAUGUAAUUAAUAAUACAGAUUUAUUUUUUUUCUCCAUGUGUAAUCCCCCAUUUUAUAGUUUUUUGGAUGAAGUUAAUAGAAACCCAUUUAGAAAGCUAGAUGCGAAUAUAGAUGAAGUUGUUUAUUUUGAUAAACAAAAUAUAUACAUGGAAAAAGAAAAUUUAACUACUACUACUACUAAUAAUAAUAAUAAUAUAAUUGAACAUAAAUUAGAAGAUAAUAUACAAAAUAGUAUUUUCUCUAAUUAUUUUGGUAAAAAUAAAAAAGAAUAUUAUAACAAUAAUAAUGAUAGUAAUAAAUAUGUAACUGAAAAUGUUAAUAAACAUGAAAAUGAAAACAUGAAUGAAGGGGAAAGUAAAUGCUUCAAUAAAAAUAAAUGUUUUAAUGAAAUUGUAACAAAAUGUGAUGAAAUUCAGAAUGAAGUAAAUUAUAAAAAUUUAGGAGGAGAAUAUAGUUUUAUUUUAAAAAUGAUUAAUGAAAGUAGUUGUUACUUUUAUAAUAUAAUAUGGUUUAGCACACUAGUAUCAAAGCUUAAAAAUGUUAAAUUAAUAAAAAAUGAAAUAAUAAAAUCAAUGAGAUUAUAUAGUAUCCAUGGUAGAAAUCAAAUUUCUUUUUUAAAUACAAUUAUAAAUAAUAAUAUAUAUUUUGAUAAUUUUUUUUAUUUUCAAAAUGUAAAAACUGUCGAAUUUCCUGUAUAUAUUUCUCAAUAUAGAAUUUUUAAGUCAUAUAGUGGGAAAUUAAUUAGAUGGAUAAUAUGUUGGUCAUAUUACAAUGAACAACAUAUUGAUAAUUUAAAAAAGUUAUAUUACGAUAAAAUUAUUAAAAUGAAAACAAAAAUAACUUAUUAG